GGACACUAGGUAUUCUCCAACGGAAACCGAUGACUCCAUCGAAUUAAUUGGAAAGUUAUGCUGUUCAUCUAAACCAAGCAGGUGAUACAAAACAUCCGAUUCAUUCUCCUUUCCAUCCAUUUUCUCAAUUUGUCUCAUUUUUGGUCUUUCGCUAAAAUCUUCAUAUGCUAAAAUUGACCCUUUCUUCUCGAGUUGAAGGUUAUCUCGGUUAUGACUUACAGACUGAAAAGAUAAAUUUUUCAGAAAGUUCCCAUAAUGCACGAAAAUCCUGCAGGGAGGCGAAACCUGUCGAAACUUGAAAAAUCAGGGAAUGUCAGGUAAUUAUUUUGAAGUUUUUCUGAAAAAAAAAAAAUUUCCAAAUAUUAAUUUUCGAUAACCUCUUCUCGCGAGGGGAACUGUAAAAUUCAUACAUCCUUCGUAUCGUUCUGUGCGGCACAAUAACGCCCAUACUAUACAAGCCUUGAGUGUAACUUUUUACUUUCAGUUUCAUCAAUUUUACUAUGUGAAUUUGGUGAGCUUGACAGCAAAACAUGUUAAGCAUUGUUACGAUACAUUUCUCUCCAAAAGUGCUCUAUAGAUGGAACGGAACCGAGGUGAUCCAACGAAGGCGGAGCUUUCGACGUCAGGGCCGCCAUUGGAAGCGACGGCCUUUUGCGAAGGGUGAUUCGUGCGAGCUAAGGAACGGUAGGAGUGGUUUAUGUGUGGAGGCACCCAAAUGUUCGUGGUUUAUGGAGACGAUUGCAAAGAAGAAAAAAUACAACGAGCGAGUCGUAUGCGGAUUCGACGGUAAAACCGAGGUCAUCUGUUGUCCGCCGGAUGCUUCGAUCGCACAGUCGAUCGCUCUGAAACCGGGCGUCCGUACGAGGUUGGCAUGCGAUCAGGUCCCGCGAAUCGAAUCCCGGUCGACGUUCCACAUCAUCAACGGGUUCCAAGCGGAUGAUGGCGAGUUCCCCUUCAUGGCAGCGUUGGGCUACGAAAUCGAGGACGAGGGCAAAGGGUACGAGUACCGCUGUGGCGCUAGUUUAAUUUCUGACAGUUUCCUGCUGACGGCAGCCCAUUGUAUUCCCAAGAAUAGCAGGCCGGUGGUUGCUCUCCUGGGCGCUCUGUCUCUUGAACCCAACAACGCUGGUGUUUUGGUUAGAUUUAAAGAAUUCUAUCCCCAUCCGGAAUAUCGUAGCAGUAGAAGUUACAACGAUAUUGGGUUGAUUGAGUUGGAACACAAAGUGCAGAAUGAACCGAAUGUAAAUCCUAUCUGCCUCUAUAGUGGCACAGAAGACUUGCCCGAUAACGUAAUACUGUCUGCCGAAGGCUUUGGCAUCCCUAAAAAGGGUGAUCCGUGUCAACUACGGAACGGCAGCAGUGGUUUCUGUUUGGAGGCACCCAAAUGUCCUUGGUUUGUGGAGACGGUUUUGAAGAAGAAGAAAUACAACGAACGAGUCAACUGCGGAUUCGACGGUGUUAUCGAGGUCAUCUGUUGUCCGUCGGAUUCCGCGAUCAUACAUACGAUCGACCUGAAGCCGGGCAUCCGCACGAGGUUGGCAUGCGAUCAGGUCCCGCAAAUCACCGACCGGUUAACGUUCCACAUCAUCGACGGGACCUUGGCGGAGGAGGGCGAGUUUCCGUUCAUGGCAGCGUUGGGCUACGAAAGCGAAGACGUCAGCAAGGGAUACGAUUACCGCUGCGGAGCUAGUUUGAUUACCGACACAUUCGUGCUGACGGCGGCCCAUUGUAUUCCCAAAAAUAGCAGGCCGACAGUGGUUCUCUUGGGCACUAUAAAACUUGACUCUGGUGUGGUGGUUAGAAUUAAGGAGUUUUAUCCCCAUCCGGAGUAUCGUAGCAGUAGAAGUUACAACGACAUUGCAUUAAUUGAGUUAGAAAAAAAGGUGGUGAAUGAAGAGUAUGUUGUUCCUAUCUGCCUCUACAGUGACACGGCAGAUUUACCCGAAAACCUAGUGAUGUCUGCCGAAGGCUUUGGCAUCACCGACGUUGACCAUCAAACCCGAUCCGCCGAGCUGAUGAAGGUUAACGUAACUACGGUAGCGUUGAAUAAGUGCAACCAAACUUUUUUCGAAAAUAAUCUACUCACAAACAACCGAAGACUGGCGCUUGGGUUGAUCGAAACACAAUACUGCGCAACGGGGUUCGAGAACACGGAAUCAAAGCGCAUUGGAGACACCUGUCAGGGCGAUUCGGGCGGUCCCCUGCAGAUUGUGGAGGACAAUAAAUUCAAACUCGUUGGAGUUACGUCGUUCGGCAAUGGAUGCGGAUCGAAUACACCGAGUGUUUAUACGCGGGUAGCUCGGUAUAUCGACUGGAUUGAAUCAGUUGUGUGGCCUAAACCUACGCCCUGAUGCAGAUUAGAGAUUACAGAUGUUUACCAUGACAAAUGUAGUGAGGCGAAUAGAAUUAAUGUAAAGCAAAAAAAAAAAAAAGAAUGGUACUGACUCUCAUUGCACACCGUUCAUGUUUAGAGCUAUUCAAAAAAAAUCAAGUUUAAUGUAUAUUUUAACAAAAUUUGAUUGAAAAUUUC
Messenger RNA from Wyeomyia smithii (pitcher-plant mosquito), 2530 nucleotides. RefSeq names its product serine protease persephone-like. The transcript is spliced from 7 exons. The coding region runs from base 531 to 2351 and encodes 606 amino acids. Gene Ontology annotation, biological process: proteolysis. NCBI's taxonomy places the organism in Eukaryota, Metazoa, Arthropoda, Insecta, Diptera, Culicidae. The record is from RefSeq and is a predicted model, not a curated record. Gene Ontology annotation, molecular function: serine-type endopeptidase activity.